Ctenopharyngodon idella (grass carp) is the source of this 1280-nucleotide messenger RNA. It is a transcript of the gene xrcc2, whose product is annotated as X-ray repair complementing defective repair in Chinese hamster cells 2. The record is from RefSeq and is a predicted model, not a curated record. NCBI's taxonomy places the organism in Eukaryota, Metazoa, Chordata, Actinopteri, Cypriniformes, Xenocyprididae. Gene Ontology annotation, biological process: DNA strand invasion; double-strand break repair via homologous recombination. The coding region runs from base 85 to 1008 and encodes 307 amino acids. Gene Ontology annotation, cellular component: Rad51B-Rad51C-Rad51D-XRCC2 complex; centrosome; replication fork. The transcript is spliced from 3 exons. Gene Ontology annotation, molecular function: four-way junction DNA binding; ATP-dependent DNA damage sensor activity; ATP binding.
UGAAGGACUCUUGUUUUGAAAUGUAGUCGAACGCUUAUGUAUCAGGAAAUGGAAUCCUGAAAUAAUUGCGCGAAAAGCAACGAAAUGACAGCGCGAGUUAGAAUGGCUGAAAAUGGAGCACAGUUGGUAAGCAGACUUGAGGGGCGACAGUCAUUGAGGGACAUUGAACCCAAUAUAUUUCCUGUCGACGGCGGUCCAGGUCAAGGUGAUGUCGUGGAGUUUCAUGGCAUGGAGGGCACAGGUAAGACAGAAACCUUGUACCACAUGAUCAUCCGCUGCAUCAUGCCAGUGCAGAAUGGAGGUCUAGAGGUCGGGGUGGUCUUCAUUGACACGGACUACCACUUUGACAUGCUGCGCUUAGUGAGCGCUCUGGAGGGACGUUUGUCUGAAGACUUAAAGGAGGGUGACUGCUCUGAAAAUGAACCUGAGGAGAGGGUACGUUCAUGUCUGCGCAGGCUGUCUGUAGUGCACUGCAACAGCUCAGUACAGCUCCUCCUAACCCUGCACUACCUCGAAAACACUUUCUCCAGCCAGCCUUCCCUCGGCCUGCUGGUCAUUGACAGCAUCUCUGCAUUCUACUGGAUGGACAGAUUUAAUGGCGGCGAGAGCACUGUCUGUCAGGAGGCUAACCUAAGAAAGUGUGCCGAGUUGCUGGACAGACUCCGUAGAAACUAUGGCAUUGUGAUUUUCGCCACCACUCAUGCCAUCAUGAGGAACUAUGGAUCUGAUCCAGGGGUGUCAGAUAUGCCCGGCUCAUCAUCAUCAUCAUCAUUAUCGUCAUCUCGCAGGUGGAGGUCAGCUGAAAGCGCUACAGACUUUGACAAGCCCUACCUGUGCAGAGCAUGGCAGAGAAUAGUAACUCACAGGAUGCUGUUCACUAAAAGUCAUGUGUCAAAAGACCACAAGCAGGUUUUCUCCACAGCAUGUACCAGCAUAAUGACCAAAGGUGUCAAAAGAUGCUCGUUUCAUGUCAUGGAAGACGGUAUUAAAUUUGUAUGUGACAAGUGAGCAUGUACUGGAAGUCUCAGCACAGGACACUUGAACUUUUGGGUUGUCACAAUUAUGAGGGCUACUUGGCGAAAGAAAAUUUUCCUAAAAAUGUCCACUUAUUGUCUGUCAGUGUGUUUAAUGAUCAGUGCAAUACUUUUUCAGUUUCCUUACUAUGUUAAUGCAGAAAGCUACUUUGAUUUAUGGUUUAGUUGUUAGAUUAAUGGCCAAUGAAGACAUUACUGUACCUUUCUUGGAAAAAAUAAAACAAAUUUUUGUCAUUCAUUAAAGAA